Messenger RNA from Gymnodraco acuticeps, 3898 nucleotides. It is a transcript of the gene ctr9, whose product is annotated as CTR9 homolog, Paf1/RNA polymerase II complex component. The record is from RefSeq and is a predicted model, not a curated record. Gene Ontology annotation, biological process: regulation of DNA-templated transcription. The transcript is spliced from 22 exons. Gene Ontology annotation, molecular function: RNA polymerase II complex binding. Lineage: Eukaryota; Metazoa; Chordata; Actinopteri; Perciformes; Bathydraconidae. Gene Ontology annotation, cellular component: Cdc73/Paf1 complex. The coding region runs from base 159 to 3572 and encodes 1137 amino acids.
CUCUCUGUCCCCAUCAACUUGCCCGGACACCAUUUUCGUUGCACCGUGUGUUUCCUGUCGGAAGUAUGAAGUAGCCAUCAACAGACAACGGGCUGUUGGAGAUUUUUGUAUAUAUUUUGUAAUCAUUCUGACUCAAAGUGGAUAUCACUGUGGCCAAGAUGUCUCGGGGAUCCAUCGAAAUCCCUUUACGGGACACCGAUGAGGUCAUCGAGCUUGACUUUGACCAGCUGCCCGAAGGAGACGAGGUCAUCAGUAUCCUGAAGCAGGAGCACACACAGCUGCACAUCUGGAUCGCUCUGGCGUUGGAGUACUUCAAGCAGGGCAAAACUGAGGAUUUUGUCAAGCUUUUAGAGGCAGCUCGUAUCGAUGGAAACCUUGACUACAGAGACCAUGAGAAGGACCAGAUGACCUGUCUGGACACAUUGGCAGCUUAUUAUGUCCAGCAAGCGCGUAAAGAGAAAAACAAAGAUGCCAAGAAAGAGCUCAUCACGCAGGCCACGCUGCUGUACACGAUGGCAGAUAAGAUCAUCAUGUAUGAUCAGAACCAUUUGUUGGGACGAGCCUGUUUCUGCCUGCUGGAAGGAGACAAGAUGGACCAGGCCGACGCUCAGUUCCACUUCGUCCUCAACCAGUCCACCAACAACAUCCCUGCUUUGCUUGGUAAGGCCUGCAUCUCCUUCAAUAAAAAGGACUACAGAGGAGCACUGGCUUACUACAAAAAGGCUCUGCGUACAAAUCCCGGCUGCCCAGCCGAGGUAAGACUUGGAAUGGGACACUGUUUUGUGAAGCUCAGCAAACUGGAGAAGGCUCGUUUGGCGUUUGGUCGAGCCCUGGAGCUGAACUCAAAAUGUGUGGGAGCUCUCGUUGGUUUGGCGGUUUUAGAGCUCAACAGCAAGGAGCCCGAUUCCAUCAAGAACGGCGUGCAGCUCCUAUCGCGCGCCUACACCAUCGACCCCAGCAACCCCAUGGUGCUCAACCACCUGGCCAACCACUUUUUCUUCAAAAAGGAUUACAGUAAAGUGCAGCAUCUGGCUCUUCACGCUUUCCACAACACAGAGGUGGAGGCCAUGCAGGCUGAGAGCUGCUACCAGUUAGCUCGCUCCUUCCACGUUCAGGAGGACUAUGACCAAGCGUUUCAGUAUUACUACCAAGCCACUCAGUUUGCCUCGUCCACCUUUGUGUUGCCCUUCUUUGGCCUGGGACAGAUGUAUGUGUAUCGAAGAGACAAGGAGAAUGCUGCGCAGUGCUUCGAAAAGGUUUUGAAGGCCUACCCCAACAAUUAUGAAACUAUGAAAAUUCUUGGGUCUCUCUAUGCGACAUCUGAGGAUCAGGACAAAAGAGACAUCGCCAAAGGUCAUUUGAAGAAGGUGACGGAGCAGUACCCAGACGACGUGGAGGCGUGGAUCGAGCUGGCUCAGAUCCUGGAGCAGACCGACAUUCAGGGAGCGCUGUCUGCGUACGGCACGGCCACCCGCAUCCUGCAGGAGAAGGUGCAGGCCGACGUGCCGCCCGAGAUCCUCAACAACCUCGGGGCUCUUCACUUCAGACUGGGAAACCUCGGAGAAGCAAAGAAAUACUUUCUCGCAUCUCUGGAGCGGGCCAAGGCUGAGGGGGAGCACGACGAGCAUUACUACAAUGCCAUUUCUGUCACCACCUCCUACAAUCUGGCCCGCCUGUAUGAGGCAAUGAAUGAAUUCCACGAGGCUGAGAAACUCUACAAAAACAUCCUGAGAGAGCAUCCUAACUACGUGGACUGUUAUUUGCGUCUCGGAGCGAUGGCUCGCGACAAAGGCAACUUCUAUGAAGCCUCUGAUUGGUUCAAAGAGGCCCUGCAGAUCAAUCAGGAUCACCCCGAUGCCUGGUCCCUGAUAGGGAACCUUCACUUGGCCAAACAGGAAUGGGGUCCGGGUCAGAAGAAGUUUGAGCGUAUUCUGAAGCAGCCGUCCACUCAGAACGACACCUACUCCAUGCUGGCUCUGGGAAACGUGUGGCUGCAGACCCUGCACCAGCCCACCAAAGACCGGGAGAAGGAAAAGAGACACCAGGACCGAGCCCUGGCCAUAUACAAGCAAGUCCUCCGAAAUGACUCUAAAAACCUUUACGCUGCCAAUGGCAUCGGUGCCGUCCUCGCUCACAAGGGCUUCUUCAGAGAGGCUCGUGACGUGUUUGCGCAGGUGAGGGAGGCCACAGCUGACAUCAGUGACGUCUGGCUGAAUCUGGCUCACAUCUAUGUGGAACAGAAGCAGUACAUCAGCGCUGUGCAGAUGUACGAGAACUGCCUGAAGAAGUUUUUCAAGUACCAGAACACAGAGGUGCUGCUGUACCUUGCGAGGGCGCUCUUCAAAUGUGGGAAACUCCAAGAGUGCAAGCAGAUGCUCCUGAAGGCCCGCCACGUGGCGCCCAGCGACACGGUGCUGAUGUUCAACGUGGCGCUGGUGCUCCAGAGGCUGGCCACGCUCGUACUGAAAGACGAGAAGAGCAACCUGAAGGCUGUGCUCAGCGCUGUCAAAGAGCUGGAACUGGCUCACAGGUAUUUCAGUUACCUCUGCAAGGCUGGCGACAAGAUGAGGUUUGACCUCGCUCUCGCUUCCUCUGAAGCCAGGCAGUGCUCUGAUCUGCUCAGUCAGGCUCAGUAUCACGUGGCGAGAGCCAGGAAGCAGGAUGAGGAGGACAAGGAGCUUCGUGCCAAACAAGAACAGGAGAGGGACAUACUUCGUCAGCAGAUGAUGAAAGAACGGACGGAUAAGCGCAACAAACAGGUGGAGGAACAGAAGAAGCUCUUGGAGCAGAGAGCUUUGUACGUGGAGAAGACCAAGGGCCUGCUCAGCUUCGCAGAGGGAUCAAAGGAAAUGGGCAAAGAAAAGAGGAAGGGCGGUGGACGUCGCAAGAAAGGCGACAUUGAUGAGUUUGUCAACGAUGACUCUGACGAGGAGAAGGAACUGAGGAAGAAGAAGAAGAGAAAGGGCGGCAGUGACGAUGAGGAGGGAGGAUCGCGGCCCAAGAGGCAGCGUAAACCCAAAGAGCGCAAGAGGAUGGACAGGUCCCAGCCUGAGCGCCUACCACCGUCUCUCAAAGGAAAGAUCAAGUCCAAGGCGAUGAUCUCCUCUUCUGAUUCUUCUUCAGAUGAAGAUGGGCUGAAGAUAGCUGAAGAGAAACAACAAAAAGACAGUGGUUCAGGGUCUGAUAACGAUGGCGGCCACAAGAAGCGCAUUGCGUCUGAGAGCGAGUCAGAUGGAGGUAAGAACCGCUCGGGCAGCGAGGCGGGCAGCCCCCGGCGCUCUGCGGGCAGCCCCCGGCGCUCUGCGGGCAGCCCCCGGCGCUCUGCGGGGUCCGACGACUCUGGCAGUGACCGUCCAGUGAAGAAGAGGAGGGUGCAGCGACAGUCUGACUCCGAGCAGUCUGACAAUGAGAGCAAGAAGAGUCGGUCGGGAUCUGAAGACCAGUCCCGGCCCGCUUCGCCCGCCGCAGUGUCGGAGCGAGGAUCUGAGGCGGGGUCCGACAACGAGGGCUCCCCCCGCCGCUCCAACAACGCCUCUGAACGGGAAGCCUCCAACAAUGACGACAGCGAUUAAAUCUUCCUCACAUAAAACUCUUGAAAUCUGCAUUUUUAAUUUUCUAUUAUGAGCAGGGAUUUCUGUCUGUGCGAUAUCUGGGAAAUUAGCCUAGACAAGUGUAGUUUUUGUUGGCACAUGCUUCUGGUGUAUUCCUAACGUCCUGUCAGAAUUCUGUUUGAACAGUCGCUGUGUUUUGUUAAAGAUGUUUUGUUAAAGAAAGAUCAAAUCACUUAAAAUGAACUAAAAGGAGUAAAUGCCUAUUUUCUGUCAUAUGGUCGGACAACACACUGACCCAAAAAUGGGAAGAUGCUUCAACAAAAUGUCAAAUAAAUAUAAAAAACAAG